CAAGCUCUUGAAAUCGGCCAACUGAUAAAGGAUGAAUACUUCACCUUGUUCGAGUCCGUUGGUGCGUUGGAGAUCAUGGAUCCAAAGAUGGACUCUGGUUUCUUGGCACCAGGCGAGACACUCGAUGAUGACUAUGACAUCUUAAAAGAGCUUCUGCCUGAGGAAGUUGUCGGUAUCAUGGAUCAACUCCUUUGCUAUGAGAUGGCAUGGCAUCAAGGAUACCCGCUCUCGCAAACCCUUUUCACUUCUCUACAUAUCGACAAGUUGCUCUGGCCUGAGCCAAGGACAUUGGAUGAAGCAUCGUUCCACCGAGUUCCCAAGCUUUAUGACAAUGACUUGAGUGGACAGUAUGAAAAAUCGCCAAUGCUGAUGUUACUUCGGGCUUAUUGUCUUGGGCUCAUCAAGUAUUGCGACAACGUCAUCCAGAAAGUCACGUCAAGGGACUACUUCGAAGAGGAAGAUUUUUCGACGCAUACUUACAACCGCCUUCUCCUGACUCGCUUCCUGGAAAAAGAGAUCGUGGCAAUUCUAGACCAAGCUGAGGAGUGGCUAGGAUCCUCGUCCGUCGAAGAGACCGUCAAGGAUGCUCUUGUUUCACGGCUGAGACUGAGGAAGAAGCUACUGGAAGUCACUUCCCCUGAGGAGUCUAUGGAACAUUUAAGUGAAGGUUGGUCUCAGACUCGCGAGCUCCUGAGCGCCGUCGAAAAGUCGCAUGCUACAGGCAAGUUUGUCAAAGAAGCUUUUAGUUCAAAGAUCCAACGAAGGUUGGCGAGCACUGUUCCACCCAGACCUGUAGUGGAACCUUCUUUCUCUGAAGCACUUAAAGUUGCGGUUGAACUUUGUCAAGAUUGCUUGGAGGUCAUUAGAGGAACAACUCAGCUGGGUCCUGGCAAUCCGAGCGAGAUCAUGGCCUAUUUAUGGACGUUCAACUCCCGCAAGCCUCAACCACUCACUUAUUCCCGUGCUUGUCUCUCAUCGCUGAUUUUCGGGCACCCCACCGAAGUGUACGAGGAGUUGCUCCGGAAGGACCUUGAAGGAUUAGUACUUCCAGCAGACCCCAUUCUAGAUCCGAUCAACUGGACUAUCGAACAGCCUGUAAACCCACUGGUGGGAACUGACAACAGGGCUAUGAUGGCAAACGUCGUCAAUGAAUUCGGUGCUAGAACAACGCCUCAAUAUCUCGAACUUUGGACGACUCUUUGCCAGAACCGUUGUCGCACACGCCGAAUGAUGACGCACAACCUCCUAGCUUUCAACAACCUUCAGCUUGAUGUUGAGGUCCUCGACCAAGACCUGCACCAUCUUACUAAAGAUGUCCUUCAAUAUCCUCUGGCAUCGUGGACUUAUCAUCAAAAGCUCACGCAGAUGGAAUGGAUUGUGCAACUAGGCUUUGAGCAAGAUGUCUACUUGCCAGAUGAAUAUGCUGGCAUGUAUUGGUGGCUCUCAAGCAUUGCUGCAACCCGUGCGGAAUUGCUGGAGAGGAUUCUUGCUUUCGUAUCGGAAAGGCAUUCGAAGCUCGCCAAAGCCGAUCAACCUCAGGAGGCUACUGCAGAGAGCCAGCCGAAGCUCGCUGAUCCUGAACAAUCUCAAGAAGCUAUUGCAGUUCUUAAGACCAAGCAGCAUUUGCAGCUGUACGUUUUGCUCCACUAUCUGAGAAUUGUUCCCACGCCACCUCGUCCAUUUAGUAGCCCGGCUCUCCGCUACGAGCUCCGCAUGAAGCCUUUCCUGGCAGUGGAUAUGCCGAGCCUGCCGCCAUUUGAAGACUUUGAGGCGGAUAUCCAUCCCUUUGGUCCCUAUGACAAGCCCGACAAACCUCUGGGGGAGGUGGUCAAGCAGCUGUCCAAAGAUGCUGAAGACUUGGUCAAAGACGCAAAGGUCAACUUUGCUACAGUGAAGAAGCUGGGCCCCAAAGCUGCACGGAGCGAAUGCGUUAGUGAGGCCUGGUCGAAGGACGUUUCCAAUGUCCUGCUCACCUGUAUAGCUGCGGGCCUUGCCACCACUGGACUCGGGAAACUGUCAGGCGUGAAAGAGCUAUCCCACCUUGUCAAGUCUGGGCCGGGCAAGCUGGGAGAUGUUGAGAGCGAGAAGAAAUACCAUGACUGGUGGAUCAUUCCUAAACUGUAA
Aplosporella prunicola CBS 121167 is the source of this 2124-nucleotide messenger RNA. RefSeq lists its product as uncharacterized. The record is from RefSeq and is a predicted model, not a curated record. The annotation marks the transcript as partial. NCBI's taxonomy places the organism in Eukaryota, Fungi, Ascomycota, Dothideomycetes, Botryosphaeriales, Aplosporellaceae. Gene Ontology annotation, cellular component: NatC complex. The transcript has 6 exons. Gene Ontology annotation, biological process: N-terminal peptidyl-methionine acetylation.